AUGGCGAUUUCUGACGAUGGUGUCAUGCCCUUCUUGGAGGAAGCAAGGCAGGGAACACAACGGUUUCCCUUCGGACGAUGGGUGUACAAUGCGUAUUCAUAUGAGAUUUCAGCCGACGGCGUGUUCACGCAAAAGCUGCGAAACGGAAAGACUGCGCGUGGACAGCUAUGCCAGGAUUCGGUUACCCCAUGGGCCUGGUCGGCGAUGCUGUCUGAGGGUGGACAGAUUGCGUUUCAAUUGACCAGGCACUGUCAGCUGAGAACCAUGUAUGUGCGCAACGACCAGAGCAAAGCCGGUACAGCAGACCAUGCAGGAAUGCUUGGUCUCAUGAACGAGCUCAGUGCCAAAAGUGCUUGGACGGCAAGUUUGAAUGGCAUCAUGGAGUUCGCCAUCACCGCGCAGCUUGCCGAUGACAUGCUGGCGAAGUGUGUGGGGGCAGUGCACAAGAUCUUUGAGUGGGUGGACGAGUUCAAUGAGCGCUACAAGUCGUUCUCAAGAUGUUCCAAUCCUCAGUUCGAUUCAUUCAUGCAGGAAGUGGCCGAGUCCGUCACCGCAUUUAUCCGGGCAGGAGACCUCCAUGACCCGAAGCGGACUCCUCGCCUCGUUGUCGCCACGAACUUCAUCCGGUGUUUGUUUCAGCGAUGGCCAUAUGUCACCAAGAUGACAUAUUACCUGACAACAACUGUUUAUCACUCUUCGUUGCAGGCUUGCCGCGACACCUACAGCACAAUGUUGCGUGCAUCUCAAGGCAAGCUACAUGCCUGCUUUGCCAACAUGGGCGAAGAGAAUCUCGAAAGCUUGCUGAAGCAGCUGGAAGCAUUGGCCGAAAGAGAGGAGAAGGAUGCCAAAGAGCUACCUUAUGCUCGCUUGCUUGAAAUGGCGGCUUACAUCUCCACAAGGCUGCACCAGAUGCUUCCGUUGACGGAGCACCAGAACAAGUUCUUCAACUUGGAGUACCUGCUUGUUACUAGUGCUAAUCAGGCGCCGGACAGGGCCAGCUUUGGUCUGGAAGUUGCUCCAUACAUGGGCCUGGCUGCGACUUGUGCCUGUGAUGCAGAGCUGGCUGCUGAGCGCCUGGCGGAAUGCAUACAUCGGGUGAGUGGCUGCCUGACUGGAGGCCAUGAGUCAGAUGCCAUCCUGCAGCUAGCUGUGCUCGGAAAGAGGAGCUCUUCAGCAGAGUUGUCUUCCGCCUUUGCGACAUCUCCGACUCUGUUAGGCAAAGAGCCCUUGCCCGUGAUCAUCACGAGGAAGCCGGCGCCAGUUUUGUCGAGCAUUUGCUUUGGCCACUUCUUCAAUCACGCGCUCGUGUUUCUGCAUGGCCUGUGGCGAGCUGCUCUUCUUGGCGGGCAGCAUAUCAGCGCCUAUGGCCUUGCACAGGCUAAAGAGGAGCCCUUCAUCCGGCAACUUCAAAGCCAGCUUGCACUCGCAACCGCGCUUGUUGAUGCCUGCAAGCGAACUCCGCGAUUUCUCCAGCAGAUGACGGUCGACUUGGCAGCUGCUGACUGGAUGGACAGGGAGAUGCGAUGCAAUGUGAGUAUUCGGCUCAUUCAUUCUUCACUCGGCGCCGGAGGGCUGCACCUGGAGCUGGACAAGUGGGAGGCGUUGAUGGAGCAAUAUAUCGGGACGAGUCGUUUGCCUGACUUGCUACAGCUGGUGUUGCAGAGCCUGAGGCUGAACGUCAGAGACAUUCAUCGGCUCCUGUUGCGAUGUCCGGCGGCUGUGCUGACACAGGAUGUGAAGAUCCGGGUCGAGAGGGCCGUUCAAGAAGCCGAGAAGUGGAGCAUCGAGAUCUGCAAGCUCUGUUCUUCAGAACAAGACACCGCCAAGCUUUGGAUAUCUGAAGCAUUCUUGCGAUGCUGGGUGCCAGAACUGUCAGAUGUUCCGCCGGAGUCCCCACAGGAGGAACUAUUUCUGAGGUGGCUUGGUGUCGAGCAGCGUCUGGCUCAACCCGAGCUCGUACUCCAGCGACUGAAAUCACAUGCGACCUUCAUCCACCGCUUCCUAGACGACCUGCCUGAGCACCCUGAGGCCUGGGUGUCCGAGUGGCAAGCCAUUCAGGAAAAGCCCUGGCCCCGACUGCGGCCGUUGCUGGACGUGUUUGGUAGCGGCGAGGAUGUGCCGACAGGCUUGCAGUUCUUUCGACAGCUCCGCAAGGUGGCCUCGGCGGGCCAUCUGCCAUUUCGUGUUUGCGCAGAGCUGGUCCUCGCAGGAGACGGCCAUGCUGCCAAGCGCAAUCUGAUGAAUCUCAUGGACAACGUGGACGCCAUGUGUGCGGACACUGCCACUAGGUUCAUCGAUGAGAUCCGUGAUCAGUGGCAGACAUCAGAAGACCUUCGGCUGGAACUCCAGAGACGUCUACAGCUAUUGGAGUGGCUCGUCGAGACCUACAAGUUCGAUGAGAUCGCUAGCGAUCGAGACCGGUUGAAACAGCAGAUGGCAAGAAGCGAGGAUCGCACGUUGCUUGAGCUGCAACGGUUGGUGCAGAAUGCCUGCGAUGUUUUCAGAGGCUUCAACCAGCGCCAGGAGACCUUCGACUUCUUGCAGCACUUCAUGCGAGCGGGCUCCGCCCUCGUGAAUCCUUUGCUCAAGCACUUCGCUUUCAACUUCGCUAGCGAGCACGGCCUCACCGAAGAGGAAGCGAAACUGGGCUUCGAGGACUUCGGCCAGGUCGUCCAGCGGUGUCACGAGGAGCUUCGGAAGCUGGCACUGGGAGAGAAAGGUAGCGUCGUGGACGCAGACGUCUGGAGGCUAGUGGUGGACGAGUUCCGGAAGCCCGAAGUUAGGAUGGAGAAGGAGAUCGACCUGCUCUUGGAGUUCUUUGGCCGCCACGUCACAGAGAAGGAUGGGGAGGCUGCUGGUGCCGGCGGCUUGUUGUCCAGCAUUCGGGGAGUGUUCCAGAAAGGCGGCAAGCCCAAGUUGGAAGCAAGGCGUGAGAUGGUCACGAAUGCCUUCUACGCACAUGUUGCCUCCGGCUACAUCUCGGAUGUGGAGCGUGCGUUGCAGUACAUGCGCCUCGACUGGGCUGUGGAGUGCGGGACCUUCCAGAAAUUACAAGUCCUGAAGGAUGACACCCUCUCAGCUAAGCAAGUGGACGUGGAGGCCGACGCCCUUCGGCUGCGCGAGUUCCGGGCCCUUGGCCUGGACUUCGAGGAUGCUCGAGAGCUGCACUUCUUUCAGACCCUCUCACAAAAAGUCUGCGUCUUCGAGUUCUUGGUGGAGCAGGGCUUCACCGGACCCAACUGCUUGCAGCAGUUUCAGCAGAGGGUCGGCAUCGUGCGCCAGUUCCUUGAAGAGGAAGUGCAGGUUCGCCAAGCACUGCUGGCGGAGUUGGGGGAGUGCGCGGCCGUGCUGGCGGGCUUCCUGGCUUUGGAGACUCCCGAAAGCGAGGCAGAGCGCUCCGAGGCGCUCAUCCGGCUGCUGAAGGGGGUGGGUCUCUGCAAGCCUCGACCACGUGUGGAGUCCUUUGCCGGAGUUGCCGCGCAGAUUCAGCUCAUCCGUGCCCUGUUUGCCAAUGUUGACCGUCAGGGAGGACAGGGCAGUGAAUUGCUGCUCUGGUCUGUUGACCAGAUUCUUACUGGGCAACUUGUCCUGCAGGGCUACCAAUCAGACUUCUAUUGUUGGUACAUGUACAGAGGGGCGGGUGUGGAGCGCACCGUGCAGGUGUCGUCAACCAACCUGACAGAGUAUUCCACAAGGAGCCUGAUGAGCCUGGAGGGAUUGCAGGAGAACCCAGAGAAGUUCGAGUUGCUUCAAGCCUUCCUUGAGAAGGUGCCGGCCAUUGUGAGUAAUGACACCGGCCUCGCAGCCACUGCAGCUGCACUUCACAAGAUCGGACAUCCCAGAUUCCGUCAGAACGUCGAGAUUUGCAUGAGGAGCAACUUGGCCGUUGAGGCCCAGCUGCAGUUUGAGAGCUUGGGUGCUUGGAAGCAAGAGGUCUUGCACACCAUGGAAGCCGCCCCGCUGCUAGGCCUCGUACCUCGGGGCCAGUUGCAUGCAUGGCUUGCCCAGGCAUACACUGAAGGCCUCACAGGGGAUCUGCUGAACUCAAUAUCCGAAGGGCUCAGUGCGUGGAGCCAGUGUAGCUCGGAAUCCCUCGAAACCAAACUCUUGCUGUCGGGCAUCCACCUGAACCAGCCGCUGGAAGCCAGCGCUGCUUUGGCCGCCCUCUGCCUGUGCUGUGAGGAUCUGCAUGUCAGAGACGACCGCUGUGCCGGGCCCGGGCGCUUUCAGGUCCAGGCCAAAGACAGCGAGGAUGCAUUGAAGAAGCUGGCGCACCUCUUCCUGGCGCUGGAUGGUGGGCCCAAGAGGCUGCCACGGCCAUCUGAGAUCCUGUUCUGUGAUGACAGAGUUCCGGAAGCCGAGGUUGAGGCAUUUCUAUGGAGAUCACGCAGGUUUUCGCAGCUGCUUUUCGUGCUUGUCGAGCCGAACCGCCUUCCGCCGGAGGGCAAGAAGCUGAUCGCAGAGUGGCUGGCAAGCGAAGAUCUGCAAGAUCGAAGCUCCUCCGUGGGCGUGAUCCUGACAUCGCCCUGGUACAUCCCCGCUUCUGCGCAGGUGCAUGAGAUGCCGGUGCGCCCGGAGCAGGCUGUCCAGGUUUGGCGGGAGCAGUGCCCAGCAGAGGUCUUGCUUUACCACUCUGAGCCGUCCGAGCCCGAGUCCGCAAGGGGUACUGGCCCGUCUUCGGGAAAGAGCACCUACAUCCGUCAUCGCUGCAUGCGGGAUGACGAGGAGAUCAUGAGCUGCAUCUUGCAUGAAGGCUUUGAGUUGAGCGAGUUCAUCGCUGAGUCUCGCAGGCAGAUCCUGGACAGCAGCCUUGCUGGCCGCCGAGUCGCGCUUCACAUCGACGUGACGGCAUACAGCGACUGGGAGCUCAGCAAUGCCUUCCUCAGGCACCUCUUGCUGUGUCAGGUCCUCUAUGACCCCACCUCGGGGCAGAUGGUCUCCCUCCCAGAUGGCACCAGGAUUCACGUGGAGGUUGGUGCCGUCGUGGGCAAGCGCGACAUCCACUCGCUCCGGCCCUAUGCCACAGAGGAGACGAUGCAAGCACGCUUCCCGCAGCAACAUAAGAGCGGGCACCAACUCACACUGUCACUUCUGUACCCCAUUUUGGAGAUUGUCGGUCGAGAUGUCUCGAUCGAGGUGUCGACAUUCCCACUCCAAGAGGGAGAGUGUCAUUACUCAUCCCAGCUGAGAAGCUGCCGGGACGAGCAAAUCCACACCCGCUUGGAAUGCAACUCCUGUGGUGUAACACCCAUUCGGGGGAAGUGCUACACUUGUCAGGUUUGCCCCGACUUUGACCUCUGCGCCCAGUGCUAUGAAAGCUACCAAGACCAUCACGAUGCCAGCCACAGAUUCCGAGAGCGACAGGCAAGUGCUCUUCCCUUCCGCUUGAUGCAAGCCUUCUUCCAGCCACACCCGUUGGAUGAGGCUCGACGCUUGUUGGACAUCCGUCCCGGCGACGUGGAGCUGCUGGCCUCAGUCAGAGCGAUCGAUCCAUCACAGGUACCCCCAGGUGCCGAGGUAAUCGAGGAGAUGGGAGAGACAUCCAACUUGGGCUUUGUGGAUAUUGAUUUUCGUCGUCUCCGCAACCCACCGGACUCAGCCAGCACAUUGCAGGUGUUCGCAGCCACAAGUGGCCUGUCGGAGGCACUGACUCGGGCGCACGAAGAUUUGAUCGUGCGCCGAGUAGGGAUACUUGGCAAUUGGAUGGCCAAGUCACGCACCUUCAGUGGAUCCGAUGGCCGAGAGUUCAAUGGACUUGCAUCUCUUCUGAUGCAAACGAUGGGUGUCAACCUACAAAAGCUCGGAAGAGGAGAGGAGGUCUGCAUCCAUUUCGUGGUGCCCUACACCCAGGAUGCUCAGGAGGACUUCCUGAUCUUCAUCCCGUCUUUAGUGCAAAAUCCCUUUCAGCCCGAUGAGAGCAUUUGCUGUCACGGCCCCGACUGCGACUGCAAUGCGACCCGGCUCCAGCUGCUGGAGCGGUUUCCUGAGAAAGUCUUCCUCUCCGACCCUGUCUUUCGCAUCGGUCUGCUGCCCUCCGCAGAGGAGGACGAGCGACAAGGCGUUGAGGCCUUGUCGCUGGCUUUCGGCAUUCCCCCACGGCGCAUUCAGGAGAUCUUCGAGAAGGAGCGCUAUGUUCUCACGCGGGACUUCGCCUGCAAGAUUCUGGAGCUCCUGGCCCGGCGUCGAUCGCGAGUUCCGACCAUCCUCGUGGGCGAAAGUGGGACGGGCAAGACCCGAGCACUGGAAAUCCUGACAAUCCUGUUGCUGGAGUGUGACGAAGUGCGUCCGCCCCUGGCCAAAGUACUCUACAAUUUCAUGCGGGGCAAGCUGGUGGAAGUGAAGGAUGCCAACCCGAACAGCCACGCCGUUGGGGUCGUUGAGGCUUGCAUGGAUGUGCUCCUCAACCACGGCUUCACCGUCCGCGGCUUGAAGGAUGUCUUGUCGAACGCAGCUCUCUUCGGGGACGAUGCGGAGUUGCUUGAACCCAUCUUCACUCGCAAGGAGCUGCUACAGUGCAUUCUUCAGGAACUGCGUGCCUCCGCCCGCUACGAUGUUGGGCUGUUCCACCUGCUGCUGCGGCACCUGCCGUUGGAUGAAGAAGCAGAUCCUGUGGAAGCCGCACAGGCUGCGCAGAGAGCUCUGAAGCGCAGCCAGAACGAGUGGAGGAGCCUCAAUGACGAGGCCAAGGAAAUCGAGCGACGGAAAAACAGCUUCCUGCUCGUCCUCCACUGGGCACGCGAUGAAGCGUUUCCAGCAGAUGCUGAGCCGACGGCUGACGAUGCAGCGGACCUGGAGCAGGGAACCGAAGACGUGAGCACAGCGAGCCUGCUUUUCGCCCUGCGCGCGGUGACCCUCCUGCCAGUCGAGCCAGUUUUCUUCCGGGUGCAGGUCCAUGCCGCAUUGACGGCAAAGGACAUCGAGGCUCAGCUGCGGCCGGCAUUUGCUGCAUGCAGGCGUGAGCCAGACAUGACUGUGAUCAUCUUCUUGGAUGAGGUGAACACAGCGUCGUGCUUGGGCUUCGUGAAGGCGAUCCUGUGCGACAAGUUCCUAGUGGCAGACUUCGAGAACCUCUUCAUCAUCGCGGCUUCGAACCCCUAUCGAGAAGAAGCCAGCAACGAAGAUUUAGUCCUACGAGGGAGCAGUACGGUCAUGCGCGACUUCUUCCAGGUGCAUCCUUUGCCGCCCUCCUUCCGACCAUACAUCUGGAAUUGGAAGUCACCCAGUGCAGAUGACGAGGAAAGAUACGCGCUGCUUCUGCUUCGUCGCCGAGCCACCAUUGCAGAAGACGAUCCAGAUCUGUAUCGAUUCGCACGGACCAUUGCUGCAGCUCAGAACUUCAUGAGGGCAGAGUUGGGGUCAGAAUCGGCAGUGUCACAGCGCGACAUCAUUCGUGUGGUGCGCUUGCUCGGCUUCUUCCGGCAGCAUAGCUUCGCCCAGCCGGAAGCGAACGAACGCUGCUGUGCGGCGCGUGCUCUGCUUCUGGCCCUGGGCGUAUCUUUCUACCUGGGGCUCAACAGUUCGCAGCGGGAGCUCUUCACGGAGAGGGUGACAGCGCCGCACUAUGCCGAAAUCUUUGCGGAGGAGACUUGUCACAGUCUUGAUCUCCCCACAGUCCUCGCCGAAGAGAUGGACACCUACAUGAAGCACAUCCAACUCCCAGCAGGUAUUGCGCUGACUCGUGCUUUGAAGGAAAACAUCUUCGCUGUGAUUGUGGGCAUCGAGUGCAACAUCCCAGUGAUGAUCGUGGGCAUGCCAGGAACGGGCAAGACGCUUGCCGUGAACAUCGCCACGGACGUGUUGAGGGGCUCGGGUGCCGUGCCCUUCUUCCGCUGUUUCUGUGACGUGGCAAACUCCGUCUUUCGCUACCAAUGCUCCAAAGACAGCACAAGCACUCAGAUUCAUGAGGUGUUCGAAAGUGCAGUGAGGGCCAAGCAACGCAUAGAAGCGGAGGAGAGCGAACGACGCCCGGUGGUGUUCGUUGAUGAGGCCGGCUUGCCGGAAGAGAAAGUCGAGAGCCUCAAAGCCAUACAUUACUGGAUCGAUCAAGGAGCCGUUGCCUGCUGCAUUCUGGCCAACAAGCCACUGGACGCUGCAAAGCGUAACCGAUGCCUUCAGGUAUUCCGUGAUGAAGCCGAUGGUGAGGAUUUGCGGCUUCUGGCGGCCGAAUGCUUGGGGGUCAGUCGCGAGGACCCUGCCUCGCGGAAUUUGGUGAAUGGCUUCUGCAAGGCCUUCCAGGAAAUCUCCGCCGGUCGGUGGACGAAGAGCAAAACUGCCUUUGGAAUCUUCCAUCUGCGAGACUUCCACCACUGCCUGCGCUAUCUACGCCGCGGUGGUCUCGUUCGGAACGGCUCUGUGUCAGCAUCGAGUGUGCUGUCUGCUCUGGAGAGGAAUUUUGGAGGAUUGAAGAAAGAGGACUUCGUGGCCUUGUGCAAGGUCUUCUUUGGACAUCUCCGAGAAGAGACCGGGGGGCGGAUCUCAGAGCUGCAGGAAGCCGGGCUCAGGUCCACCUUGGCCGUCUUGCAGGAGGCCCUGCUCGACAUCCCGGAAGCAGACUUGCAGGAUGCGAACUACGAGCCCUGCCGCUACAAGUUGAUCAUCGAUGAGACGGAGGAUGGUGGAGCCGUGCGCAUUCUGCAGUUGGCUGGGCUUCUGCCACCGCAGGUCAAAGUUCUGGAGGUGAGCAACUUGCCGGGUGACCAGAGCGAUUUGCAUCGCAGCCAAAUUGUGAGCGAAAUUCGCAGGGCUGCGGAACACCCGGGCCUGUGCGUGAUGGUGGACUUCGACGAGAUCCUGGAUGGGUUCUAUGAUCUUCUGAAUCUCCGCUUCCAGCGCAUCCAAGCGAAUGGCCGCGUGAGCUUCGCAGCGACGGUGGCCGCUGGAAGCUACUCGGUCCUGGCACCCGUGGAUCCACGCUUCCAGCUCGUAGUUUGCAUCAGGGCCUCAGAUCUUGCGCAGACCCCGCUGCCCUUUCUGAAUCGCUUUGAGAAGUUCUACUUGGGCCCAGCAGAUUUGGCCAUGCACAACGCCGACAUCCGAUGCCAUCAUCAACUCAACCUGCAGUUCAUUCGCGAUUACUUGCUGCAGCCUGUACGCCAGCGGCUUCAGGCCUUGGUUCAGCUGCUCGGCCCGGCGAGUCUCAUCGGUUUCGAUGCGACCACCAUGGACUCCGCCAUCAACGAAGCCAUGCAGGCGAGCCGAUGCCAGACGGCCCUACAGCUGCUGACUGCUGGCUGGGAGGAGGGCCUGGCCGAAGAGUCGAAGACCGAGAAGCCCCUUUCUGAGGAGUGGCCCGGAGACCUCAAGGUGAAGGCCAUCCAGACCGAACCAUCCGAUCCGGCAGCUUGUAAAGGGCACGAGAAUCCGGGGAACACCUGCUUUCUGCAAGCGUGCCUCGUAAUCCUCUGCAUGCACGAGGCACAUCUGCUCCCGGAGGAGCGUGAGGCGGAGCCCUUCUUCCUCAGCGACCUGCGGCACAUCCUGAAGAAGUCGAGGCGACAGCAAGUGCCGCGAGAGGACAUCUGGUCCUUGGCACAAAAACUCGAGCGUGAGGGGAUCAUGCAACCAGGGGAACAGGACGAUGCCGCGGAGAUGUUCGAGGCGCUCUUGGACAAGUGCCAGAGCCCCAAGCUGGCCCUGCCCACCAUGACGUGUGCCAGGGAGGCGGAUUGCCUCGGCCUGGACGAUCCUUCCAGAAAGGUCUACGUGUCCAACGAUCUGAACGAGUACAUUUUGCGAACAGCUAUGGGUUCUGACAAGGACUUCGCUGAUUUGCUGCAAGAUAUUGUCAUGGAGAGUGUCACAGCUUGCAAAGUCGAGUUGGGGGAAGAAGGCAGCAUGAAGGAACUUGAGCUGCCAACCGCUGUCCGGGCCAGGCGACGCUUGCCCGGUCAGCUUCCGCCGCGCAUCUUACCGUUCUGCUUCGGGCGCUGGGAUGCGGAAAGGAUGCAGAAGAACGACGGUAUCCUUACUGUGCCCAUGGAGGGCCUGACAUUGCCUUUGUUGCCUCCAUCACAGGACUCCCUGCUGCUGUCUCACAUGGAACACUGGCUGUACGACCUUGUGUCUUUCAUCGUUCAUACCGGCAGUUUGGACAACGGGCAUUACAUUGCGUACUUCAAAGCCAGAAAUGGCUGGGAGGCCGUGGACAACGAUCGGUGCUAUCAGCUAAGCGCUGCUGCUGCCAGGCACCAGGCUGGCAAGGCUUAUCUUCUGGUCUACAGGCUGGCGGGCUACAAGGGAACUUUGCCCGCAGACAUGCUGGGCAAACCGCAACUUCGAAAACGAUUGGACGAUCGCCUCCAGGACGCCGUGGCCACCCUCGCAGAGGAGGCAGCGGGCCACUUGCUCCAGCUGGCGCCCUCCGAGACUGUGUUGAGCCAUCGGAAGUCCUUGCCGGAUAACCUUACCACAGGCUAUGUGCAGAAACCCCACACAGGCCUGGCCUCAGUGAUUGCGGAGCUCAAAUCUUCUCCCCAGACGCACUACUUGAUCCUUACUCGUGACGUGCUCCUUGCUUCCGGCGAGUGCCCUACCACGCAGAUCAGACGGGAUGAUGUGGACGUCCACCUUAUGCCGCGGACCAGGCAGGAGACCAUCGAACUGCUACGUGCAAGGAAACGGAUGCAGAAACCGCUCAUGGUAGUCUGCCGAUUGUCCAGCAGCUUGUCAAAGGGAGCCGACGUCCAGUGCACAUCGCGGGCCGUGCAUCAGCUGCGCCGCCUGGCAGACGAGCACGAUGUACAUCGCCUCGCCGUGACACUCCUUUUGCCUCCUAAAACCCUGCAUGAAAGUCGAUGCUACGAAGCUGCUUUCCUUGGUAAUUGGCAGAUCUUUCAUUUGGACUGUCUGGACGAUGCGGAAUCUCCGGCGCUGGUUGCAUCGAUUCUAUCACCCAGCCCUCCAGACACGGAAGAUCAUGUGGUGAGCGAAGACGAGCUGCAGAAGGACCUUUGGGCAUCCGUUGCCCGAUUGUCGGUGUCCGAAGGAAUGCGGAAGGCGGCGGAAGCCUGGAUGCAUGAGGCCAAGGGCUUCUACUCCGGAGCCACUUUGCAAACACGGGUGGACCUGCUUUGGCAGCUGCUCUCAGAGCCAAGCGCUGUCUUCCUGCUAGAGGAGUUGCAGAGGAUUCGUUCCGCGGCCCUGAAGGAUGUGUCGCUUCGCCAGGAAGCGAUUGCAGCUGCUAUGGAGAUCAUGGAGAUGGAUGUGCGGCAGAGGCGGCCAAUGCUUUGCUUGCAGACCACCGUCCGAAACAAGUGCGCUGAGAGGGUCAUUUCCGCGUUGACUGCGGCCCUCCACUGGAUCUGUGAUCAAGGUGGCCUGCUGAGCUUGCAGCUCGGUGGCCCAGGCGAGGCACCUUUAGCCAUGGCCCGCUACGUGAAGCUCCGCGCAGCGGAGGGCUACGGCGUGCCGGAUACAGCGCUGAUGCCAGCUCCGCAUGACCAGAUGCUGCCGUGCUUCCCACUCCUCUUCCGAAAGCUGCAGGAGUGCCUGCUGGACAGCCGCAGCAGCUCUCGUCACGACGAGACGUCUGCAGAAGGUUUCUUCGAGGAUUGCGAGGAGCAGGACCUGGUGGCACUCACGACAUCGGCGUGGAGCAAACAUCCUUACUCCCAACUUGCCGAGCUGAUCGCAAACUCAGGCCUUCUACCGGCCUAUUCCGGCUACGUGGCCGCGCGCUUCGGCUUCGGCCACGUGGCGGCGACGCUGCUCCGGGCUUGGGCUGAACCCUACAACGCUGCAGCACAGCUCCCAGGCCUUCACGCCUGCGCUUGGUGCCACCGCUCAGACUUGGGUGCCUUGAGCUUCCUCUUCCAGGAUGGAGUCCCCCAGGAGGUGCAGGAGCAGUUGCGCAGACAGCAGAGCACUGGCACUGGCGCGCAGGUCUUCUUCGGGCCUGGAUUGGCGACAACUGUCCUGGACAUCUUGGAGAAGCAGCUUCAAGUGGCCUUGUCCACUGCUUCCCAGCGCCGAGAGCGCCUGGACAAGUGGCACCACUCCUUCGAGAUGGCCCGUGCCACGCUGAGUGGGCGGCUGAAGCUCUCGGUGACCCAGAUGGGAAAGCUAAAUCAUUUGGCUUUCUUCGGCAACCUUGUCCCCUGCUUCAUGGACAGUCAGGGCUUGGAUCUGUUGCAGAGACUCCUGUCAGCUGGGGGCGAAGAAAGAGCCCUCCGUCGAAAAUGCCUGGCUAUCCUGGCUGAGCAGCUGUGUGGUGCGGACCAGCUCGACUUGGAGAGUGCGAGGUUUGCUCUUCAGCAAGUCCUGGAUGGUAUGUUCUGGCCAAUCCGACGGUCCCAAAGCCAAGGCCAAGUGGUGAAUCUCUUUCAAGACUGCCUUGACCUGACCUUGGACAUCGCCGAUAGCCGGGGCAUCUUUGCUAGGUGUUAUGCGCUCAUCACCCCUGCGUUGGCUGCAUCUGCCAUUCAGCAAGUACUUGAAGCCAUCGACGCACACCCGAGCAAGAAGGCCGAGAUGUUGCAACUGCUGAGUCGAGAGUUCUCUCGGAGAGUGGAUCUGGGCCAUCCGUGCACCACUCAGCCACUGACGUUUUGGCUCGAGUGGACGGGCCCGGCUGAAGGCGACUCGACGAGCUCGCUGCCCUUCCUGCUUUACUCGGCUUUCCGCACCGAGGUGGGCCGUAAGCUCCUGGAACUUGACAAGGUGAAUGCCUUGGAAGAGCUGCAGAGGGAGAGGCAAAAGCAACACCAAGAGGGCAACAUGUUCGCUUGGGUCCGACGGGCCGCACGCCAUCACCUGCUCAUAGAAGCAGUCGCUGACAGAGUCGCUCGCAGACAAAUUGCCACAGCUUCGGACGCGAGGUUGCUGCAUGAAGUUCUGGGCGGUUCAGCGGCAGGCGGCGCAGAGGAUCCAGAUCCGGCAAGCCUGCUCUUCUUCCAUUCGCUGGUCGCACAUGCAGGCUCCAUGGCAACUGCAGGCAGGGCCCUGGAGACGCUUUUGCAGAUGCAGGGCGGCGCUGCUGAAGGCAGUCUGCUUCGUGCAUGGGCUGGAGCCCUUGCCAAGCCAGAAAGUGCCGCGGGAGGACCCGGCGAGGAUCCAUGGGAAGAUCUGCCGGCAGCCGGCAUGCCUGGCUUUGAAGGAGAACGAGCUCGGCGGCAGCGAGUUCAGCAGCACGAGGAGCGAGCUACUCAAGAAACAGCUCGGGGCUAUAAUGUGAGAUGUUGUCCCCGAUGUGGCAAUCCGAUUGAGAAGAAUGCGGGAUGCGAGCAGAUGACCUGUGGUGCCCAUGCGCACCAGCAUCUCACUCAUGGCCAUGGCUGUGGCUUCGAGUUUCACUGGAAUCAGGCUCGCCCGUACCAGCCAAAUCUUGCGGAGGUGAGGCAGCCCCCGGGUUACUCGGCAAUCUUGGAGUGGGUGCUCCGAGAUCAGGACUUCUCCUCGGACCAGGCGGCGCAGGGUGCAGAGACUGCCUUGGAAGGCCUCUCGCAGGAAGACCGUCGCUAUGCCUUUGCCAACGCCUGUGCGUGUGCCUUCCUAAAGCGGGACCACACACAGCCGGCUGUGGCACAGGCCUUGCUGUCAGAGAACUCGGGCCCGCUCCGUGCAUCUCUGGGCCUGGAGGACAGGAAGCUGGCAACAGUCGUUGCCAUGCUGUGCGACACCACUCCGUUGCAGGCUUCACGGAGUCUUGUGGCCGCGGUGCUGUUAGGACGGGACGACUGGGACAUGGCCGCGGCAGGGGAUGGUGCGAAUCGGGCACAGCGGCUGAAGCAUGCGGUUGUGAAUUUGCUGGUGGCCGUGGUAGGCACGCCUGACAACAACCAUUUGAUGAUGUUCUUGCUCGAUCCGCGGGCGAUGCUGAACAGCUAUCCCGUCGGGUUUGUUUACGGCCUCUGCCCGGGUCCAGAGGGCUAUCACUUCGACUGCGGAUGCGUGCUUGACGACCAUGGGCAUGCCAUCCGAAAUCGACCGCCGUUGCGGAACGACCACCUGCAUUGGGUGAACUUCACUUCUGCAGCUGGGCCAUGCUUUCUGUCGGCCUGGCUGUUUUCCCCGAAAGUUGCCGCAGCAUCGAUGAGGUUCUGA
Symbiodinium sp. CCMP2592 is the source of this 14040-nucleotide messenger RNA. Lineage: Eukaryota; Dinophyceae; Suessiales; Symbiodiniaceae. The record is from the annotation of a GenBank genome assembly.